UUGUGUCACAUUAUCUACUACUACUACUACUAGUAUCUUGACCCUGCAUCGAUCUUGAGCUCCAGCUUCAUCUUCUCCCGGUGAUAAUGUCCAAGCUAGUCUCAGCUGGUUGGUCUCCUGAUCUCGCCAUGGAUGCCUACCUGCACACCCUGCAACUGUGCAAGGAGCAGCAGCAAGAUGAUGCUCGUGGCAGUGGCAUGGUGAUGGAGCCGAGGAGCAUGGAGUACAUCGCCGCGCUGGCCGCCGGCAACCAGGCGCGCCACCUCCUCGACGUCGCCUCCUCCGCCGGCGGGGGCGGCGCUUCGUCGUCGUCGUCGUCAUCCCCGGCCACGGCUGUCGCGCUCGCCAUCGCCGCCGCGCGGACGGGAGGCCGCCUGGUCUGCGUCCGCGACGACCAGCAAGGCCUCGACGGCGUCAGGCGCCACCUCCGCCGCCUCGGCCUGGCGACCUCCGCGGUGGACUUCCAGCUCGCGCCGUCGCCGUCGGCGGCCGUCCGGCGGCUGCGCCGCGUCGACUUCGCCGUCGUGGACGCCGGCGUGGAGCGCUGCGGCGAGGUGCUCGGGGCCGUGGACGUGGACCCCAUGGGUGCCAUCGUCGUGGUCACCAACGUCUUCCAAGAAGAGAGGACGAGCUGGAGCUCGAGGUCUGGCCAUGGCGAUGGCAGUAGGGUUUGCAGCUAUGGGCAGGUGGUAGGGAAGGGCAGGUCGAUGGUGUUGCCGAUCGGCCAUGGCGGCAUGGAGGUGACGAAGCUAGGGCUAGGCCGUAGGGUAGGAGGAGGGGGGUUGAUUGGGGCCCACUUGCAGUGGCAGAGGCAGCAGAAGAAGAAGCUUGUGAGCACACCCAAGAGGACUUUCUUGGUUUGUGAUGGAUCAUCUUGACUUCUCGAGAUAAUUAGCUCAUCUCAUUAAUUAAUUUCUAGUUUAACCUUCUUUUUUUUUUUGCCCUUUCUUGGGAGAGAUUCAUCAGAAAUAUGGUAGCCAAAACUAUAAACUUGUAUGUAAAUCGAAAAAGAAUAGAUGAUUGGCAUGCAAUAGAUGAUGACAAAGUGGGAUCAGAAUGUGUUAAUGAUAAAUCGGCAUAGCCAUUUCUGGCUAUACGUCUAGAUAAGUAGUAGUUGUUCAGAAGAGUAGUAGAUAUUUUGGUUGGAACAGGAAUACAAACUUUCCUGUGUAGUUGAUCAAUCUGGUUUUAUGGGGAUACCACAUACUAGGAGCACGUUGCAAAA
Messenger RNA from Oryza sativa Japonica Group (Japanese rice), 1225 nucleotides. RefSeq lists its product as uncharacterized. The record is from RefSeq and is a predicted model, not a curated record. NCBI's taxonomy places the organism in Eukaryota, Viridiplantae, Streptophyta, Magnoliopsida, Poales, Poaceae.